AUGGCUACUUCGGCGCGAGGACCGCCAGGCACUGUCGCCGUCUCCAAAGAGGGAAUCCCGAAUCGCACAUUAUACGUGCGCAACCUUCCCGACAAGCUACAAAAAGAAGACCUUAAGCGGAACUUGUACAUGCUGUUCGCGACAUAUGGCGUCAUACUCGAUGUUGUCGCGCUCAAGACCAUGAAGAUGCGAGGCCAGGCGCACGUUGUCUUCCGCGACGUCGAUUCCUCAACACAGGCUAUGCGCGCUCUACAGGGCUUCACUUUCUUUGGCAAGGACAUGCAAAUCGCAUACGCAAAGACCAAGUCCGACACAGUAGCCAAGCUAGACGGCACCUACAAGAUGCCCGAGCCGGAGCGCGAAGACGAGCCCGAACAAGCGUCUGCACAGCCCGCAGGCUUCGGUACCGCACCCGAGAAAGCAGUUCCGGUCAAUGCACAAGACGCCGCCAAGGGUCAGAAGAGGGGGCGUGACGAAGAAGAGGAGGAUGAGAACUCGGACGCGGAGAUGGAGAUGGAUGUCAGCGACGACUCGGACUAG
Alternaria incomplexa is the source of this 540-nucleotide messenger RNA. RefSeq lists its product as uncharacterized. The record is from RefSeq and is a predicted model, not a curated record. Bases 1 to 540 code for a protein of 179 amino acids. The transcript is spliced from 3 exons. Gene Ontology annotation, molecular function: RNA binding. NCBI's taxonomy places the organism in Eukaryota, Fungi, Ascomycota, Dothideomycetes, Pleosporales, Pleosporaceae.